Messenger RNA from Maniola jurtina (meadow brown), 3588 nucleotides. RefSeq names its product 5'-nucleotidase domain-containing protein 3 (gene Nt5c). Gene Ontology annotation, molecular function: 5'-nucleotidase activity. The transcript has 9 exons. NCBI's taxonomy places the organism in Eukaryota, Metazoa, Arthropoda, Insecta, Lepidoptera, Nymphalidae. Bases 219 to 1754 code for a protein of 511 amino acids. The record is from RefSeq and is a predicted model, not a curated record.
AAUUAUGACAGUAACAUUUAUCAGUUGGUAAAAUAAAUCGUAAUUGUGUGCACGUGUCAAUGUUAAAAAUGGUGCAAAUCGUCAAAUUAUGCAACGAUAUUAAUUAUUUAUUUUAAUCGAGUUAAAAUUUUAAUUAUUAUAUUUUAAUAAAUCAUUUAAGUGUCGGUAUGUCUAUAUAAGUAAAAUAUCGAUAUAGUAUUAGUUAAAAACCAGUAAAAAUGACUUUGUGCAAGUCAAUAGGGGAUAUUUUAAAAUUGAAUCGCAAUUUAUCACACAAACAUUUAAGUAGCAACUUUGUUUUAUUGGCAAGGAAGUUUUCUACCCGUGAACUUUUGAAAGAAGCAUAUUGUCGUACGAAACUGAAAUGUAGAUCAAAGAAGCUUCCUCAAGAUGUCAACCCACAGGGAGUGUUUGCUUGUAAUGAGCUAGAUCUCUCAGAAGUCAAAGUGUAUGGCUUUGAUUAUGAUUACACAUUGGCACAUUACAAACCUACCUUGGAACAUUUAUUGUACAACCUGGGUAGGGACAUGUUACUGGAUAAAUAUAACUAUCCUCCAGAAAUCGCAAAAUUGGAAUACAAACCAGAUUUUGCAGUACGAGGCUUGCACUAUGACAUUGAAAAAGGUUUGCUAUUGAAGUUGGACUCAUUCCUUCAAAUCCAGUUUGGUGCCAUCUACAGAGGACUAACACCUGUAUCAAAUGAGGAAAUUCUUAAAAUAUACAGGAAUAGAAUAAUACCCAUUGCAUAUGUUGAGGGUGAUACGAGAGCACAUAAAGCAAACCGAGCGAAAAUGGUCCACCUCGCCGAUUUAUUCUCAGUUCCAGAAAUGGGGUUACUGUGUAAUGUAGCUGAAUUUUUUAUUAGAAAUCAUAUAGACUAUCACCCUGAAAUUUUGUUUUUAGAUGUAAAGAACUCAGUACAAAGCUGCCAUCCAGUCAUGCACAAGAUUGUAGCACAAAAUUUGGAAGAAUACAUAAGACCAAAUGUCGAUUUGAGAAAAUAUUUUCAACUUUUGCAAGAAACCGAUAAAAAGUUGUUCUUGGUCACAAAUAGCCCAUACCAUUUUGUUAACGCGGGUAUGGAGAUGUUGGUGGGAUGCGAUUGGCGGGACUUCUUCGACGUGGUGAUCGUGAACGCGAACAAGCCGAAGUUCUUCACGGAGGUCUCGCGGCCGAUCCGAGUGUUCGACAAAACCGCUAACACGCACAUCUGGGAGAAAGUUACCUCCUUAGAGAAGGGCACUAUUUAUUAUGAGGGCACGGUUAAGCAACUGCAGGACCUAACGGGUUGGAGUGGACAUCAAGUGCUGUACUUCGGAGACCACCCCUACAGCGAUCUUGCGGACGUGACGCUCGAGCACGGCUGGCGGACAGGAGCCAUCAUCAAUGAGCUUACGCACGAGAUUAAUACUUUGAACACACCGUCGUUCAAGGAAAACGCGAAUUGGCUGCAAAUGCUGACCCAACUUAUAGAGGACCAUCAGGAUUAUAAGGAGCCAGAGGCAAUGGAGGUCAUAUCUGAUUGGAUGGCAGAACGGGACUACCUCAGAAACGCUACAAAAGCAGUGUUCAACCCGCAGUUUGGUAGCGUAUUUAGAACAUAUCACAACCCUACAUACUUUUCGCGUCGGCUGUUCCGAUUCGCCGACAUCUACACAUCGAAUAUAAGGAAUCUGUUGAAUUAUUCGCUUACACACACGUUCUACCCGCGGCGCGGUGUUAUGCCACACGAAUAUGGUUCUUAUUUCGUUUGAAUAAGAGUUCUAGGUAAGUUAUGUUAUAGUUUUAUGUGCAUCUAUGCUUUAUACAUUUUGGAGGUUUAUUAUUGUUAUUGUAUAAACGUUUUAAUUAAGGAUAAAGAUUUUUGUAGAUAAAUAAUUAGAGCACUUGUGCACUAGUACGAUCCGAAUCUGAGAAAAGCGGUCUAAUUUGGAAGGGAUAUGGCAGUUUUAUUAAAUCCAUAUCGUUUUCUACGCGGCAUCGUACCGGAACGCUAAAUUGCUAGCCACGGCUAUAAUAGAUAAUAGAGUAGUAACUAGCCACGGCCGAAGCCCCACACUAAACCAAACUAGAGAAAAAUUAUAAAUUCUCGAUUUGCUCCUGUCGUGAAUCGAACCCAGAACCUCCCGCUUAUGGAACCACAACUUUCACCACUGCAAAAGGGGAGAUGUUAAACUAUGGCUAUUCCAAACCGUAUUUUCUCGGAUUUAGUCCGGAUUAGUGCACAAGCGAUCUUAUACUUUUAAUCAGAUGUUAGCCUAGGCACGUUAUGAUUACAAUCGGAUAAGACAAUUAUUUCGAAUUUUUUUAUAUAUUGCUGAACGAUUUCUUUCUAUACGCGCCUAGGCAUAUUUUUGAUAUUUUUACUCUGUUAUACUCAUAAGUUUAGUGUUACAUUUAGUUUUUUUACUGUUCUAAGAGCGUUAAUAAAUAUGCAUUUUUAGAUUAUAUUAUACACUCCAAUCUUGAAAUCAAAUCAAAUUUGAAAGAUCUAUAUUAUGUGAGCUAUAUUUUUUCAAACAAACUCGUGCAAAAACACCAUUUGUAUACCUAGUUAACAAUUGAGAAGAGUUUUAUAAUGUUGGUUUUUAUAGCUAAGAUCUUGUUCUUUAUUGGUUAUCAUGUUUUUUGUUGGUAAUAUGAAUUGUCAAUUAUUUUUAAGUAAAAAAAAAAAAUUAUAAAUAAUGAAAUAGAAUUGGUUAGUAGAAAAACUGAGCCCCUGUAUACUUUUAUAAGCACAACAGUUAGUUUAAGUCUACAAGUAUUCAAUUUCUAAGAUUCUAGUCAAGUGUAUUUAUUGAAAGACUAUACUUUCGUGGCGAUUUAUACAAGAGUGGAUCUAUUUUACCCGACUACGGCAAAGCCAAAAGGAAGGGUUAUGAUUUUAGCAGUCUAUGUAUGUACGUAUGAAUAUAUCAAGAUUCUGUGUGUUCCAUCGUAGCGCUCAGUGGGGCGCUUAGUCGGCACAAAAAUAACUGUUGUAUUUUUGUAUGGCGCGUCAUAUCUUGCGUACUAUAUAAAAAGUAUUAUUAAAGCAUAAUCUAUGCUUUACCUGCAUUCGAAUGGAAUGGAAUUAGGAAAUCAAAUGAACGAUAUCGAAUACGCUACGGAUAACCUCUAUUGAACUUAUAACUAUAGUUCAAACAACUCGGGAUAUUUUUUUAAGACCUGUAUACUAUGUAUAUCGUGGCAUAUCCUGUAUACUUCAAAUGAUUUUUAUAAUAUAGAAGUUAAUGCCUUGAUCUUGCCUUUGCAAAAUAUAUUUUGUAGUGGUCUUUGAUUUAAUGUAGUUACUCGUAGUUAGGUAAUAAAUAGAUUUCAUUUUUAGAUAACUUAUUUUCUAUGCCUAUACAUUUGUCUAUUAGUAGGUAGAUCGAUAUAUUGUAAGUAUUUAUUUGCCGCCCAUAUCUUAAAAUGAGUUACCUACCUGAAAAACGAAUGUAUUACGAUAACCUCUAGUAAAAAACUCAAGUGCAAGUAUUUUUUAUUAUCAAAAUAUGCUUAUAUAAGUAAACUGUUGUGUAACUUUAGAUAACCUUACAAUCUGUACUGUGCCAUCUUGCUAGACAAUAAACAAUUUCCAAAUAA